Molecule: messenger RNA, 798 nt
Organism: Metarhizium brunneum ARSEF 3297
Lineage: Eukaryota; Fungi; Ascomycota; Sordariomycetes; Hypocreales; Clavicipitaceae
Product: Alkaline ceramidase 3
Biological process (GO): ceramide catabolic process; ceramide biosynthetic process
Cellular component (GO): endoplasmic reticulum membrane
Source: RefSeq, a predicted model, not a curated record
AUGGGCCACCACAAUAUUCGGUUUGACGGCGAUGCCCAUUCCCUCGGGGGAGCCUGGAGCCCGCCAACCAGCAGAGCAAAUUUCUGCGAAGAGGACUACGCCUUGACGCUCUACGUGGCCGAGUUUAUCAACUCGCUGACGAACCUCGCCUAUGUCCAUCUCGCGCUCCGAUACAUGUACGGCCCAGGCAGCGCCGGCUUGCUCGCCCCCAAGAUUGACUUCAUGUCCGCGUCUCUCUUCGUCCUGGGCAUUGGAUCCUUCCUGUUCCACGCCAGUCUCCGCCAGACGCUCGAGUUUGCCGACGAGUUCUCCAUGCUCGGCCUGACCUGGGCCAUGCUCCAGGCCACCCUCACAACAGGCCAGUCUCGGACAAAAUCUCGCCUCGUAUCCACCGGCCUUGCCGUGUGCUUUGCAUCUUUUGCCAUCUUUUACCUGCAGUCGCCGAAAAUCAUUUACCAGGUCAUCGCCUUUGUCGCAUGCGUAUUUGUACUCAUCCUGCGAGCUCAGUACUUGCUCUACUGGCUACAACCGGCGCUGCCAGAAGUCAAGCGCCGUGACUGGAAUAAGAGGACUUGGAACGCAGUCUUUCUCUGUGUGCUUGGGUAUUUUCUCUGGAACAUCGACCUAGAGUACUGCGCCGCCCUCAGGAGCAUUAGGCAACAGCUUGGGCUGCCGUGGGCUUGGCUGUUUGAGCUUCAUGGAUGGUGGCACGUCCUGACGGCCAUUGGCGCCGCUCAGUGUAUGAAUGUGGCAAGAGAGGUGCGCCAAGAGGUGGAACGCGGGCAGAAGAGGGAAUAA